UAACGGAACAGUUGACAGCUGGGACCGGGACGCGUUCAGGUCCGGUCGGACAUUUUUCCUUUGCUCUUCUGCUCCUCGGAUGGAGCCGCAGCAAUUCCUCCACAGACUGCACCGCCCGCCCGCCGCCCGCCGCUGAAGCUGCGUGCCGCUCGGUGUCCUCGUCCCUGAGGAGGAUCGCUCCGGUUGUGUCGUCCUCUCCGUCCUCUCCGUUCUCCUCCAGGCCGCCGUCUCCUCCGUGACUCACUGUUCCCAUGCGAUUCUUCAGACUCACAUUCAAGUGUUUCGUGGAUUGUUUUUGAAGGUCGCUGUCCCGCCGUCGGUGUAAUUCACUUUAUUUUUUAUUUUCACCUUUUGUAUUUUAGAAUUUUCUCUUCUUUUCGAUUGGACAAAGACAUGUCUCCCGAUUAUUAUUAGACCAUUUGAAUUUGUGUCCUUUUUUCAUCCAUUAAAUCCGGAUUCAUCAAUAAAACAACAGAUUCUGGAUCAUCUGAUCCACGAUCCACCCGCUCAGAGUAAUCAUCAUCAUCAUCAUCAUCAUCUUUAUUAUUAUUAUUGAACAAGAGACAGAGGCUGAGACUGAAGGUGGAAGCAGCAGAGACCUUAGCGGACUCUACGGGACUGAGCUGGACCUGCUGCCGACUCUUCUGUUCCUGAACAAAACUGAAUUCAGGACUAAGGAGAAGAGGACCGAGUCUGAGCAGGGACAGAAACUGAGCAGAGAGGGGAGGUGGAUCUGGACUGAGGCUGACUGGUGGCUGGGAAGGUGAGGUGAUCACAGACUCUGGGACUAAGAGAAGAGACUGAAAUUACAGCUGCACACGGUGCUGACUGCUCCUACUGACUGGUUUCUUACUGGUUUCUUACUGGUCUUUGGGUUGAGUCUAACAACAAGAGAGACAGGACAAAAACUCAAAGGAAUUACAGAGAGGCAGAGACAUUUAGGAGCCCUCACUGACUGGUUCCUGACUGGUUUCUGGAUUGUGAGUGAUGGAGAAGCAGGCCCUGCCAGCCUCCUCCUGCUCUCUGGUCCUCCUAGAGGAGACCAAGAAGAACCCCCUUCUUCUGUCUAACGGUGGCGGUGGUUACCCCCCCGCGGCUGCUAACGGCAGCCUGGUCCCACUGACGGCGGCGGUGACAGGGUCUGGCGGUGGUGGAGUGGUGGGCGGUGCUUGUGCCGGUCCAGACAAGAAAGGAGGUGUGGUCACGGGGCCGGGGCCAGGAUACCAGGAGAGGGAGACAUGGACGCGGCAGAUGGACUUCAUCAUGUCCUGCGUUGGCUUCGCUGUGGGACUCGGCAACGUGUGGCGGUUCCCCUACCUGUGCUACAAGAACGGAGGAGGCGUCUUCCUGAUCCCCUACCUGCUCAUCGUCUUUGUCGGAGGAAUCCCGAUCUUCUUCCUGGAGAUCGCUCUGGGACAGUUCAUGAAGGCCGGCAGCAUCAACGUGUGGAACAUCGCUCCUCUGUUUAAAGGUCUGGGUUACGCCUCCAUGGUAAUUGUGUUUUUUUGUAACACCUACUACAUCAUGGUGUUGGCCUGGGGUUUCUACUACCUGAUCAAGUCCUUUAACUCCACCCUCCCCUGGUCCACCUGUGACAACGAAUGGAACACGCCCAGCUGCAUCGAGAUCUUCCGUCAUCAGGACUGCAAGAAUGGCAGCCUCGCCAACGUCACCAUUGCUGGCAACAUGACGUGCGCAGAACUAGCGGAUGCACGAUCACCAGUCAUCGAGUUCUGGGAGAACAAGGUGCUGAACAUCUCCUCUGGUCUGGAUGAAACUGGACAUUUUAACUGGGAGCUUAUGCUGUGUCUGAUGGCCGUCUGGGUUCUGGUUUAUUUCUGUGUCUGGAAGGGAGUCAAGUCCACUGGGAAGAUUGUGUACUUCACGGCGACCUUCCCCUAUGUGGUCCUCAUCAUCCUGUUGGUCAGAGGAGUCACACUUCCUGGAGCCUACGACGGCAUCAUGUACUACAUCAAACCUGAUUGGUCCAAACUGGAGGAGGCUCAGGUGUGGAUAGAUGCUGGGACACAGAUCUUCUUCUCCUACGCCAUCGGACUGGGAGCUCUGACCGCUCUGGGCAGCUACAACCGCUUCAACAACGACUGCUACAAAGAUGCCUUCGUCUUGGCUCUAAUAAACAGUGGAACCAGUUUCUUUGCUGGUUUCGUGGUGUUUUCUAUUCUGGGCUUCAUGGCUGCUGAGCAGGGAGUCGACAUCUCACAGGUCGCUGAGUCAGGUCCAGGUCUGGCCUUCAUCGCGUAUCCGAAGGCGGUCAGUCUGAUGCCCGUGGCUCCUCUCUGGGCGGCGCUCUUCUUCUUCAUGCUGCUGCUGCUGGGACUGGACAGUCAGUUUGUCGGGGUCGAGGGUUUUGUUACUGGAAUUCUGGAUCUGUUUCCUGGAAAGUACCACCACCGCUACAAAAGGGAGAUUGCUGUGGCAAUAUGCUGUUUACUGUGCUUCAUUAUUGACCUUUCCAUGGUGACACAGGGAGGGAUGUACGUCUUCCAGUUGUUUGACUACUACUCGGCCAGUGGAAUGACUCUGUUGUGGCAAGCAUUCUGGGAAUGCAUAGUAGUUGCCUGGGUCUAUGGUGCUGACCGCUUCAUGGAUGAUGUAGCUCGUAUGAUUGGUUAUCGACCUUUCCCCUGGAUGAAGUGGUGCUGGUCCUUUAUAACUCCAUGUGUCUGCAUGGGCAUCUUUCUGUUCCACCUGGUGAACUACAAGCCCCUGACCUACAACAACGUGUACGUGUACCCAUGGUGGGGUGAGGUGAUUGGCUGGUGUCUGGCUCUGUCCUCCAUGCUCUGCAUCCCCGUCAGUCUCCUGUACAAACUCUUCAGAGCCAAGGGAACCUUCAAAGAGCGCUGGGCUCACCUGACCAGUCCGGUGUGGGGGGCUCAUCAUCUGGAGUACAUGGCCCCUGACAUCAAGUCCCUGACCUCGCUGUCCCCCAGCACAGAUGACAACAAGGUCAUCAUCUUUGAAAGCGUCAUGUAGGCUGGGUCCAUCAGUCACAGAGAUCAAUCUCCAUCCGUCCCACUUAUGACAAGAUAACCGACAGCCCGCCGACACUUUGCCACCACAACCUCGACCUUCAGAUUUCAGAAUGGACAAUCAAUCAGUCCGUGUCCUUGGAAUGACUGAUUGAUUGGUCUCCUCAGCUCCUCCAGACAUCAUCACGCACACCAAAGCUGUGAAGAGUCUUCAUACCUGUAAAGAAAUAAAGGAAUAAUGGAAUGAGGCAGCUCCUCCGGGAGGGUUUUUAUAAUCACACCAACAACAAAUGCUUCCUUUUUCCCAGAUUACGACAAAAUUUGCCAUCAAAACCAGCUGAUCACUGGGUUCUUUGACUUUCAUUCAUUUGGUUCUCAAAGAAGAAAAUAUCAUUCUCCUUGACAAAAUGUUAAACCUUGGAGGGGAUGAAGAGCAGGGGAAAAAUCUUCUUCCUCGUCUCACUGUGUUCAAAAAGCUGCUGAACAUCGGAGGGUGAGCUUCUUCCAUCCUGGGUUAAAGGAAUCAGUACAGUCUUGUCUUGGGUUGGGCGGGUUGGACAUGCAAACACACACCAACCUGACGGACGGCCAUUACAUACACACUUCCUAUCAAUAUUUCAUCAUCUUACUGGCAAUGUUAAACAUCAACAUGGGGACUGAUGCUUGCUGCUCGUCUUCUUACAUUUAGCUGCAGGUUUCCGAGCUCAGGUUUAAGGUUAAACCCCUGUGGGCUUAGAGCCACAGGGGUUUAACACUUGAAAUGGCUGUGUAUGCGUAAUGGCUGUCCGUUAAGACAGAAUUCUAGACACACAGACUGGCUGACCCCCAGAAAUUUACCAAGAGGUCAUUUGCGUCGUAACAGGAAUUGAAAAUGGCUGAGAAUGGUCUGAUCUUCAGUCUUGUUUCUCAAAUGUCUGAGUGGCUCUUGCAGGAGUUCGACAAUCCUGUAAGUAACUUUAGGGAUUUGUGUGUCUAAAGGAAAAAAAAUCCUGUUAUGGGGCAACCAGCGGUCCAUGAACUCACCAUGCUGCCAGGAAGCCGAACUGAGCUCUGUGAGCCCUGAAUGCACCAUCAGACUGUCCUGGUUCGACUCCAGUCCUGAGUUUUACCAGCCUUCAAUCUCCUGUCUUUAAGCCAGU
Molecule: messenger RNA, 4132 nt
Organism: Toxotes jaculatrix (banded archerfish)
Lineage: Eukaryota; Metazoa; Chordata; Actinopteri; Toxotidae
Gene: slc6a8
Product: solute carrier family 6 member 8
Exons: 13
Coding region: 988-2997 (669 amino acids)
Biological process (GO): sodium ion transmembrane transport
Cellular component (GO): membrane
Source: RefSeq, a predicted model, not a curated record